Messenger RNA from Alligator sinensis (Chinese alligator), 537 nucleotides. It is a transcript of the gene CLDN7, whose product is annotated as claudin 7. NCBI's taxonomy places the organism in Eukaryota, Metazoa, Chordata, Crocodylia, Alligatoridae. Bases 45 to 533 code for a protein of 162 amino acids. Gene Ontology annotation, cellular component: bicellular tight junction; plasma membrane. Gene Ontology annotation, biological process: bicellular tight junction assembly; cell adhesion. Gene Ontology annotation, molecular function: structural molecule activity. The transcript is spliced from 3 exons. The record is from RefSeq and is a predicted model, not a curated record.
GGAGCCCAGGUGCUUGAGUUCCCUGGGAAGGGCUUGGGGUCUAUAUGGGGCGGGGGUCAGAACCCAGGGGGGUUGGGAGCCCAGUUGCCUCGGCUCCCCCUCACCCUUCCCCUCCCUGCUCCCCAGCCUCCCUGCAGGCCACACGGGCAUUGAUGGUGGUGGCAGUGGUGCUGGGACUGGUGGCACUGGGCAUUGCCAUCAUGGGCAUGAAGUGUACACGCUGCGGCGGCGACAACAAGGUGCAGAAGGCACGCAUUGCCAUGACGGGCGGCCUCGUCUACGUGGUGGCUGGCUUGGCUGGGCUUGUGGCCUGCUCCUGGUACGGGCAUCAGAUCGUCACCGACUUCUACAACCCCUUAGUGCCCAUGAAUGCCAAGUACGAGUUUGGGUCGGGCAUCUUCGUGGGCUGGGCUGGCUCCGCCCUGACUCUCCUGGGUGGGGGGCUGCUCUCCUGCUCCUGCCCUGGGAAGUCAGGACCCCGGGCGCAGUAUCCCAAGAGCAAGGCGGCCUCCAGCAACCGCGAAUAUGUCUAGACCA